This is a messenger RNA of Megalobrama amblycephala (Wuchang bream), 3094 nucleotides long. It is a transcript of the gene sez6a, whose product is annotated as seizure related 6 homolog a. Gene Ontology annotation, biological process: synapse maturation; regulation of dendrite development. The record is from RefSeq and is a predicted model, not a curated record. Bases 142 to 2652 code for a protein of 836 amino acids. Lineage: Eukaryota; Metazoa; Chordata; Actinopteri; Cypriniformes; Xenocyprididae. Gene Ontology annotation, cellular component: dendritic spine; endoplasmic reticulum; neuronal cell body. The transcript is spliced from 16 exons.
UUUGAGGGAGAUCAGCAGUUUUUUAAAGAGGCACCACACACCGUGCCAACAGUCUCUACCUCUACAUCUAACACUGAACAUUCACUUCUGGUGCCUCAGGAGGAUUCAGCAGUCUUCUCUGACCUUGCGACCACAUUGACCAUGACUGCGCCAACAUCUGUUGAACAAAGAAAACCCAGCAAAAUCCGUAGUAGAACAUCAGAGAAGAUAGCAGUCGCCUCUCAACCUCUCACAAACCCCACCGUUCCAACCAGCACUCCCACAAGCACCAGUCAAAUAACAACUCUCACCACAACAACAAAGAAAGCCUCUGACAAGAAAACUACUUUGCCACCACUGUUUCUGUCAACUUCACCUAAGAAAGAACCACAAAGGCCAGAAGGGAAAACCACAUCAGGAUACUCGUCUGAGACAUAUUCAGCUCACUGCGAUAUGAACUUCACAGAGGCUGAGGGUUAUAUAGAGCUCCCUCUGGAUGUCUCAUUUGAUUCCCACAUGCAUUGCACCUGCCUGGUUACGGUAUAUCUGGGUUAUGGUGUUGAGAUUCAGGUGCUGAACGCGAGUUUGGAUGAUGGAAUGGAGGCGGUUCUGGAGGAUCUGGGUGGACCUGUGACCUCCAUCCUGGCCAACAACUCAGUGUUAUCCAGAGGUCUGGUGAUACGGAGCUCUAGUAACCAGAUCUCAGUACGGUUCAGCAGUGAAUGGCCCGCUCGCCCUGGCUUAUUACUUCUGCGGUAUAGAGCCUUUGCUCUGAGUUGUGUAUCCCCGCUGGCCCCUGAUAAUGGUGAAGUAUCAGUCACUGGUCUUCAGGUUGGGGGCGUGGCCUAUUUCUCCUGUCUGAAUGGCUAUCAGCUCCAGGGCCCCGCCUCCCUCACGUGCCGAAAUGCCACCACUCCCUACUGGAGUGGCAGAGAGCCCAGGUGUCAAGUUGCUUGUGGGGGGACGAUGAGAAAUGCCACUCAGGGUCGUAUUGUCUCUCCGGGGUUUCCUGGAAACUACAGCAACAAUCUGACGUGUCACUGGGUACUGGAGGCCCCUGAGGGCCACCGGCUGCACGUUCACUUUGAGAAAGUGGCACUGGCUGAGGACGAUGACAGGCUCCUCAUAAAGGAUGGGAGUAACAUUGACUCUCCGCCCCUGUAUGAUUCGUAUGCAGUGGAGUAUCUGCCCAUUGAGGGGGUCACCAGCACCAGCAGGCAUCUGUUUGUGGAAUUCACCAGUGAUGAGAUGGGCACAUGCACUGGCGCUGCCAUCCGAUAUGAAGCAUUUUCUCAGGGCAGCUGUUAUGAGCCAUUUGUGAAGUAUGGAAAUUUCUCCACGAGUGAUCCUGCGUUUGGAGUUGGUUCUGUGGUGGAGUUCACCUGUGAGCCGGGUUACACACUGGAGCAGGGCGCUGUUAUUUUAGAGUGCGUAAAUGAUGAAAAUCCACAAUGGAAUGAGACGGAACCAGCAUGCCGAGCGGUGUGCAGUGGAGAAAUAACAGAUUCAGCAGGUGUGGUGCUUUCUCCGAACUGGCCUGAAGCGUACGACAAGGGUCAGGAUUGUAUCUGGGGUCUACAUGUGGAGGAGGACAAGAGAUUUAUGCUGGAUGUCCAGGUUCUUCGUCUGGGGAAGAAUGACCUGCUGACCUUUUAUGAUGGUGAUGACCUCACAGCCAACAUCCUGGGCCAGUACAGUGGUUUCCUCCCUCGAUUCAGACUCUACACCUCUUCGGCUGAUGUGACCAUCCAGUUUCAAUCUGAUCCAGCAUCCAAUGUCUAUGGAUACAACAAUGGCUUUGUAGUGCAUUUCUUUGAAGUGCCACGUAACGACACAUGCGCAGAGCUGCCAGAAAUCCUUAAUGGCUGGAAGAGCACAUCUCAUCCUGACAUGACCCAUGGAACCGUUAUUACCUACCAGUGUUACCCAGGCUUCCAUCUGCAGGGCUCAGAGAUCCUGAUGUGCCAGUGGGAUCUGACAUGGAGUGGAGAUGUACCCCUCUGUGAGAAAAUUAUGUCAUGUGUGGAUCCGGGAUUAGUGGACAACAGCCGCAGACUGGUGACCGGCUCUCGUUACGCAGUGGGAUCGUCUGUGGAGUACAUCUGCAACAAAGGAUACUCACUUUCUGGCCCUGGAGUGCUCACUUGUUACAGCAGAGAAACUGCAGACCCAAAGUGGAGUGAAAAAUUGCCAAAAUGUGUCCCUGAAAGAUAUGAACCCUGCAGUAACCCUGGCGCCCCCUCCACGGCCAUCCAGAGUUCAGAGAAAGCUUUCUUCCAGGCAGGAGAGACUCUGAGCUUCAACUGUCGUGCAGGUUAUGUGCUUCAGGGUGAAGCCACUAUCCACUGCAUCCCGGGACAUCCCUCUCAAUGGAGCAGUGCGCCCCCUAUGUGCACAGCUUCUUCAAGAAACAUUGAGGAACACAGGCUGAACGCUGCCGAUUCAGAGUUUGAUGUGGAGGGCGUCAACAUUGCCAUCGCGGUUCUGAUUCCCGUUGCAGUGGUGCUGAUGCUCCUCUUGGUCUUUUUCCUCUGCAUUUCAAUAGCUCAAAGCAAGACCCUUCAGCUCCCCGGGUCGUCUUCUCCACCGUAUGACAACAUGACAGAAGAAUCUGCGUUUGACAACCCCGUGUAUGAGACGGGAGAUGCAAGGCAAUACGAGGUGUGUAUGUAAAAUCCAUCAGUCUUUUAUUUGGCAUCUCUCCUAUUUUUUUUUCCGCUGGGCUCCUGUAAAUGUUUUUUUUCCCCUCUCUAAGACUUCUGCCAGCACAUUAAAGAUGGUGGACAAUAGGGUGUAAUUUCUGUAGCACAUAAGAGCCUGAGGUUUGUGUUGUACUUUUUUAUUUGUCUGGUAAAACAUCCCAAGGCUCACACCUUGAGGUUGGACUAUUUCAGAGUGCACCAAGAGGGUUCUUGGUUUCGCAUUGAGGAACCACAGAGAUGGGAACUGUUUUCUCCCACGUGCAGCAAACCUAUGAAACUCAGUUGGGAGAGUGUCAGUGGGGCUUCAGUUGCACUGGUGAUGGUGAUAAAGCCAUUUCUCUAUGUAUAACAUGCUGUCGCUGCAUGGGGGCUUAUUUGCAGAACACUUUGUAAAUAAACUGUACAAAAAUAUA